UCAUUUCCUUUUUCCUACCAACAACAGAAUCUACUUGGAACAACUUUUUCCCAGCCAUUUCGCUUUCCAUCGUACCAUCGAUUUAUCCACUCAAAAACUAAACCCCCACAUUUCGAAAUGUGGCAUAGAUCAGCUUCAUUCAUUCUCGACAAAAACCAAAACGACGUCGUCACAAUGGACCCUAACCCUAACCCUAAUUCUGAUAUUUCAGCUUACUAUCAAACUAGAGCGGCUCACCAUGGAGUUGUUACCAGUGACUGGCUAGCGCAGGCUCAAGCUGCUGUGGGUCACCAAUCGGAAGAUACUGUAUCCCUGAACUAUUCUGGUGAUUCCGGUAAGAAAUUUAGUGUGAUUGAUGAGUUCAAUAAUUGGCGUAAACAGCCUGAUUUGGCUGAGGCUGUCGCCGCUAUUAGGGCUUUGGCUUCGGUUAUUCGGUCGAGUGAGGCAACUACUAUGAUGGAGCUUGAAAUUGAGCUCAAGAAGGCUUCCGAUUCUCUCAAGUCAUGGGACAAAACCUCCAUCUCUUUGACAGCUGGUUGUGAUUUGUUCAUGCGCUAUGUAACAAGAACUUCAGCAUUGGAAUAUGAGGACUUUAAUUCAGCCAAGUCUCGCCUUCUUGAACGUGCAGAGAAGUUUGGGGAAAUAUCUUAUAAGGCUCGGAAGAUAAUUGCAAUGCUCAGCCAAGACUUUAUUUUUGAUGGCUGCACCAUUUUAGUACAUGGCUUCUCCAGAGUGGUGUUUGAGGUUCUGAAAACAGCAGCUCAGAAUAGGAAGAAUUUUCGAGUUCUUUGCACUGAAGGGAGGCCAGACAGGAGUGGGCUACGAUUAUCCAACGAGCUAGCCAAGCUUGAUGUUCCUGUGAAACUCUUAAUAGAUUCUGCUGUGGCAUAUAGCAUGGAUGAAGUUGACAUGGUUUUUGUUGGAGCCGACGGUGUGGUUGAAAGUGGAGGCGUUAUCAACAUGAUGGGAACCUACCAAAUUGCUUUGGUAGCUAAGAGCAUGAAUAAACCAGUCUAUGUAGCCGCUGAAAGCUAUAAGUUUGCUCGACUCUAUCCGCUGGACCAAAAAGAUAUGGUUCCGGCUUUACGUCCAAUUGAUUUUGGGGUGCCAAUUCCAUCCAAGGUGGAGGUUGAAACUUCUGCUCGUGAUUAUACACCACCUCAGUAUCUUACACUACUAUUCACGGAUUUGGGCGUUCUAACACCAUCUGUAGUAAGUGAUGAGCUUAUACAGCUAUAUUUAUAGCCCCAAUGAAGUGUAAUUCUGUGGUUGGUAUCCCAACUAUUACAUGUAGGGAGGAAAUUUUGUUUUCUUUCUCACAUUCUUGUACCACCUUUUAUUAUCCUGAAUCUUGGGGUAGUUUCCAUAUAAAUAUCUUGUAUGGCAUGCACUCCGCUAUUUGCUCA
Molecule: messenger RNA, 1406 nt
Organism: Lycium ferocissimum
Lineage: Eukaryota; Viridiplantae; Streptophyta; Magnoliopsida; Solanales; Solanaceae
Exons: 6
Coding region: 118-1245 (375 amino acids)
Biological process (GO): translational initiation
Cellular component (GO): eukaryotic translation initiation factor 2B complex
Molecular function (GO): guanyl-nucleotide exchange factor activity; translation initiation factor activity
Source: RefSeq, a predicted model, not a curated record